Racocetra fulgida is the source of this 127-nucleotide messenger RNA. Lineage: Eukaryota; Fungi; Glomeromycota; Glomeromycetes; Diversisporales; Gigasporaceae. The record is from the annotation of a GenBank genome assembly.
AGAGACGCUCAAAAAAUGGCUAUCGUAUCCAAGAGACAAGCCACACGAGACGAACCAUCAUAUGCAAGGUUUAACUUGAGAAGGAAUACAUUUGUUAAAAUCAAGAAUCAAGAACCAACACAGAAUC